Messenger RNA from Astyanax mexicanus (Mexican tetra), 7054 nucleotides. RefSeq names its product IQ motif and Sec7 domain ArfGEF 1b (gene iqsec1b). NCBI's taxonomy places the organism in Eukaryota, Metazoa, Chordata, Actinopteri, Characiformes, Acestrorhamphidae. The transcript is spliced from 17 exons. Gene Ontology annotation, biological process: regulation of ARF protein signal transduction; actin cytoskeleton organization. Bases 215 to 3949 code for a protein of 1244 amino acids. The record is from RefSeq and is a predicted model, not a curated record. Gene Ontology annotation, molecular function: guanyl-nucleotide exchange factor activity; protein binding.
CUCCGGUUGCGCGGCGCUGCUGCAGAUUGAGUGCAGGAGCGGCGCGCGCGCUGUAGCUUCGCCAAAAACACACACUCGCGCGCGCGGGAUGGAGGAGCGCAGAGCGCCGGACCCGGACGGCACGCGGCCGUGAGGACUUAUCUAUACGCGCACCAAGACCCCCGGUACACGCAGCGCGCGCACACCCCCCGGACCGAGCCCCGGUGGCGGAGCGAUGGAGGGCGCGGCAGCGGCGGCAGCGGCGGCGGCGGAGACCCCGACCCGCGCGGCGGAGUACCUGCAGCAGCUCAACAACAUCAUCGAGGCGCAGCAGGAGCUGCUCGAGCGCCAGAAGGGCCGCAUCGGCGAGCUGGAGCAGCGCGUGGAGGACCUGUGCGAGGAGAACACGCGACUAAAAGAGGAGCAGCGCAGGCACCUGGCCACCUGCAGACACCUGGCCGCGUGCAGCAGGCACCUGGCCGCGUGCAGGCAGCUGGAGCAGGGCGACGGGCAGCACGCGCUGGGCUCUAUCUCGGAGAACGCCGGGCAGGAAAAGAUUGAGGGUGAAUCCUUGCGAGUGACGAAUGUCAGACGGCACGCUUCUUUGCCUCCCGAAGUCACAGAUAACCAAGCCAACUUUAUCAUCCCGCCCAGUCGGAGGAGUUACCCCUGUCGCAAAUGGAAAUCGGCCUCUUUUGGUGUGGAGGGUGAUGGUGCUGAAGCUGUGGUAUCUCUGGACGGUGGUGUAGGUGGUGUAGGUGGUGUUGGUGGUGUUGGUGAGUACGGGCGGGUGCCGGUGACGCGGUUCGAGCAGCUCUACAGCCCGGAGGUCCGGCCCCGCCCCCGCCGACCCAAACUCCAGCACUCCCAGUCCAUCCUGCGCAAACAGGCUGAGGAGGAGGCAAUCAAACGCUCACGAUCCCUGUCUGAGAGCUAUGAGCUCUCCACCGACCUGCAGGACAAACAGGUGGAAAUGCUGGAGCGCAAGUAUGGGGGACGUUUCAUAACCCGGCAUGCGGCCCGCACCAUCCAGACGGCUUUCCGUCAGUACCAGAUGAACAAAAACUUCGAGCGCCUUCGGAGCUCUAUGUCGGAGAACCGUAUGUCCAGACGCAUCGUUCUGUCCAAUAUGAGGAUGCAGUUUUCCUUUGAAGGGCCUGAGAAAGUCCACAGCUCUUAUUUCGAGGGGAAGCAGGUCUCGGUAACUGAUGACGGCACUAAACUCGGACCCCUGGUGCCGUCGGAGUGUGGCGAGAUGGUUCCGGCGAACUUGAAGACACCUACGUCUCAGAGCGACUUUACGGACGCCAUCACGGAGCUGGAGGACGCCUUUUCCAGGCAGGUUAAGUCUUUGGCGGAGUCGAUAGACGACGCUUUGAACUGUCGCAGCUUGCACGGAGACGAUGGCCCGGGUGAACUGGGUCAACGAGAUCGUGACCGCGACCGUGAUCGUGACCUCGAACGAGAGGUUGUCGCCUCUUACCAGGUCAAACCUUCGCACAGUAGCGGCGAUCACCGCAAACUGGACGAAAUGACGGCAUCUUACAGCGACGUGACGCUUUACAUCGACGAAGAAGAACUGUCGCCUCCUCUUCCUCUUUCGCAACCUCUAGAUCGGCCGUCGAGUACAGAAUCUGAUCUUAGGAUACGAUCCCUAAACUCCUCGCAAGACUACUGGGCUCAAGCCCACAAGGACGAUAAGGGGGACACGGACACUAGCUGCAGAAGUACGCCGUCGUUAGAGUGUCAAGAACAGCGACUAAGAGUGGAUCACCUUCCUUUGCUGACCAUAGAGCCUCCCAGCGACAGUUCGGUAGAAUUGAGUGACCGCUCCGACCGCAGUUCCCUCAAAAGACAAACCGCCUACGAGAGAGGCGGCAUCAGCAGUCAGCAAGGGAGCCCAAAACACGGCUCCUCCCACUGUCUUCCACCUCGCGGACCAACGAGAGACGAGGACGGUCCCCAGCGCCAUCGACCCCGGCAGCUAGAGAGCCACCUGGCCAUCAACGGCACGGCGGCCAACCGGCAAAGCAAGUCAGAGUCCGACUUCUCGGACGGAGACAACGACAGCAUCAACAGCACCUCCAACUCCAACGACACCAUCAACUGCAGCUCGGAGUCGUCCUCGCGAGACAGCCUGCGGGAGCAGACGCUCAGCAAGCAGACCUACCACAAGGAGACCCGCAACAGCUGGGACUCGCCGGCCUUCAGCAACGACAUCAUCCGCAAGAGACACUACCGCAUCGGACUCAACCUCUUCAACAAGAAGCCGGAGAAAGGUAUCCAGUACCUGAUUGAGCGCGGGUUCGUGCCGGACACUCCGGUGGGCGUGGCUCACUUCCUGCUGCAGAGGAAGGGGCUGAGCCGGCAGAUGAUUGGCGAGUUUCUGGGCAACAGACAGAAACAGUUCAAUCGGGACGUGCUGGACUGUGUGGUGGAUGAGAUGGAUUUCUCCAGUAUGGAGCUGGAUGAAGCCUUGAGAAAGUUUCAAGCUCAUAUUCGGGUUCAGGGAGAAGCUCAGAAGGUGGAGCGGCUGAUCGAGGCUUACAGUCAGCGGUACUGUAUCUGUAACCCCGGCGUGGUGCGGCAGUUUCGAAACCCGGACACCAUCUUCAUCCUGGCCUUCGCCAUCAUCCUCCUCAACACAGACAUGUACAGCCCUAACGUAAAACCAGAGAGGAAGAUGAAGCUGGAGGACUUCGUGAAGAACCUGCGAGGGGUGGACGAUGGAGAGGACAUCCCUCGUGAGAUGCUGAUUGGUAUUUAUGAGCGGAUUCGGAAGCGUGAGCUCAGGACGAAUGAGGAUCACGUGUCUCAGGUGCAGAAAGUGGAGAAACUCAUCGUUGGGAAAAAGCCGAUUGGCUCCCUCCACCAUGGCCUUGGAUGUGUUUUAUCUUUACCUCACCGCAGGCUGGUCUGUUACUGCCGUCUGUUCGAGGUUCCCGACCCAAACAAGCCUCAGAAACUCGGCCUCCAUCAGAGAGAGAUCUUCCUCUUCAACGACCUGCUGGUGGUUACGAAGAUUUUCCAGAAGAAGAAGAACUCGGUGACGUACAGCUUCAGACAGUCCUUCUCCCUGUACGGCAUGCAGGUGCUGCUCUUCGAGAACCAGUAUUACCCCAACGGCGUCCGCCUCACCUCGGCCGUCCCAGGCGCCGACAUCAAAGUCCUGAUCAACUUUAACGCUCCGAACCCUCAGGACCGCAAGAAAUUCACAGACGACCUGCGGGAGUCCAUCGCUGAGGUGCAGGAGAUGGAGAAAUACAGGAUUGAGUCUGAGCUGGAGAAGCAGAAGGGCGUGGUCCGGCCGAGUAUCUCUCAGAGUUCAGGGCUGAAGAAGGAGGCGGGGAACGGGAAUCUGAGUCGGGGGAGUCUGGAUGAUAGUUACGCUAUCGGAGAGGGUCUGAAGAGGAGCGCGCUCAGCAGCUCAUUACGAGACCUUUCAGACGCAGGGAAGCGCGGCCGCCGCAGCAGUGCGGGAUCACUAGACAGCAAUAUGGACGGCUCCAUCAUUAGCAGCCCCCACAUGCGGCGCCGGGCCGCCUCCAGCCGCGACUGCCCCUCCCGCCAGCAGUCCAUCCCCAGCUCCUCCUCCUCUCUGCUCGGGUCGCUCUUCGGUACCAAGCGGGGCAAAUCCCCCUCCCUGCCCCCCCAGCCCCCGCACCCGUCCCACCCUACCCUCAUCUCCCACACGCCCCACCCCUCCAACCUGCACCACACGGCCCGCGACAACAUCACCGAGACUCAGGCCCAGAUCCACCCGCACCACGCCCAGUUCUGCCACGUCCAGCAGAACCCGCCCCCGUACCACCACCACCACCACUACCACCCCCCCGCCCACGUCCAGCACCAGUACCUCCCGCCGUCCGGACACCCCCACGCCCAGCACCACCAUGCCCAAGCUCCGCCCCCUGCGGCUCCCGCGGGCAGUGCCAAGCCCAAACACAGCGGCAUCAGCACCGUGGUGUGAGCCCGAGCGCCUCUGGACCCUGCGGGACUUCUACGGAACUUAAUAGAAUUCUGUGAAAUUCUGUAGGACUCGGUUGAGGAUUUCGGUUGAUUUCUCUGUAGGAUUCAAUGGAAUUUAAUGGAAUUCUGUGGAAUUUUAAGGGUUUCUGUGGGACUCAUUGGGAUUCUGUGGGUUUCAAUGGGACUUUAUUGGAUUCUGUGAAAUUCUGUAGGACUCUGAAUUCGGUGGGUUUCUCUAUAGAAUUAAAUGGAAUUCAGUGAGUUGCUAAGGGUUUCUAUGAGACUCAUUGGAUUCAGUUGAAUUUUAAGGGUUUCAAUGGGACUCGAAUGGAUUCUGUGGGUUGUUGAGGGUUUCUGAAAGACUCAUUGGAAUUCUAUGGGUUUCUAUGGGACUUAAUAGGAUUCCGUGAAAUCCUUUAGGACUCAAUGGAAUUCUAUUGGUUUCUAUGGGACUCAUUGGGAUUCUGUGGAAUUUUAAGGGUUUCUUUGGGAUUCUGUGGGUUGUGGAGGGUUUCGGAGAGACUCCUUGGGAUUCUGUGGAUUUCUAUUGGACUCAAUGGAAUUCUAUGGGGUUCUAUGGAAUUCUGUGGGCAACUCUAGAUCUCUCUGGGUCUCUAAGAAAUUCUAUGGGCAACUGGGUCUCUUUGGGUCUCUAAGGGAUUCCUAAGAGACUGUAGGAGUGAAUCAAUCAUUCUCUUUGUCUCUUUGGAACUCUAUUGAACUCUACAGGACUCUAUGGAACUGUACAGGACUUUUUGGUCUCUGUGGAACUGUGAGACUAUCAGUAGCAGGGAGCACAGAAGCACGGAAGCAACUUGGGCGGACGUCCUGUCCGUCCGUCCGGCUGGCAUGCGGAAAAGAUUGUACGUUUUUUUUUUUUUGCAAUAGACUGACUGUGUGGAACCGACCAGGGAAUGAGAACCAAUCAAAACAAGGCAACGUGACUCAACGUUUCCAUCUCCAUUCAGAGCCUCUCUCCUCUGGGACUGAACUAAAACGAGAGAUAAAGGGGCACACUGUGUAGCAUUAGCAUUAGCACUAGCACUGGCCUUCUCUUCCAGGCAUUUCUGAGGGCUGCUAGACCCUCCCUGUGGGUUUUGGGUUUCUUUUCACCUCCAUCCCUCUCUCUUUCUCUCUUUUUUCCUCUCUCUUCACACUUUCCAUCGAUUGAUCAACCACCGUAUACACUCCAGGCAGAGCAGAUUCUUUUGUUUGUUUGUUUGUCUGUUCAUUUUUUUUUUCGUCUCCCACCCAGAGUUUAAUCUGUACCAUCUUUUCUUAAAUUUUCCGAAAUUUUCCGAACGCCUGGAUGUGUGAUUGAUUGAGUGUGAGUAUAUAAGUGUACGUACGUUUUCUCCCCUCCAUCGAAACCCAACACCGAAGCAAACGCAUGCACAAAGACCAUGGCUACUGUUUUACUUAUUAAACUUACGUAAACAUACUUAAUUGCUUAAGAAGCGUUUGAAACUAUCCAGCUUUACACAGAAAUUUGCAGAUUUGCGUAAACGGGAGCGGAAAGUCUCGAUUAGAGCCGACAUGCCUUGAAGCGACGCUGUCUACGCUGAUGGCGCUUCGGUUUCGGUACUGACAGCGAUCACUGACAGCAACUAAACGAGCCAUGCAGUUGGUCAACAAGACAACGUAGGUGUUCAAGUAUUUAAUGUAGCUGUAGACCACGAUUCUCUGUGAUUAUAGUUAGCGGUCUUUAAAUGUGCCAAUUAUUAUUAUUAUUAUUAAAGAGCAGUAACUGAGUUAGUCCAGAAAUGCUUUGUGAAUGUCGUGCAUAUAGUAUUUUGUAAAAUAAUACGAAUAAUAAUAAUAUUAAUAAUAUUAUCAGCAGUUAAUAUUAUUGUUAUAGAACACAAUUUGUCCGAGGCAUCAGCUAACAAUCUCAGUAUUAUUAUACUCUCGAAGUAGAACGACUUUCUAGAUUCACUAUUUAUUAUUCUAAAGAUAAUAAUGAUGAUGACAGUAAUAAUAAAACACUCAGUCCGUCAGUCACUCAGUCAGUUCAGUGCUUGGAUUAGAGAUUAGAGAUUAAGGAUUAAGGAUGCGUAUUAUAGGAUUACAGGUGGGAAAGCGAAUGAUCUGAAUGAUUUUUUCUCUGGUUGCCUUUGAAACUCUUGGGAAGAUUCUUCGGGAAUGCACACGCAGAACCUUCCACUCCGACAGAACUGUGUUUAACGCACCAAUUACAAAAGAGUCUGCUUACGGCUAAUCGGCUAAAUCAGCCAAUCAGGAAUCAGGAGGAAUAGCUCGUUAUUUAAAAACGAACAAAAACACAAAAAAAUACAAUAAUGAACUUAAGAUGGUGGAGAUAAGUGAGGAGAUAAGUGAGGAGAUAAGUGAGGAGGUGGUUAAAGAAGAAAGAGAUGAUCUCCAAGCCAAUGAUCAAAUACUCCUUAAAUACUCCUCAAAUCCUCCUCGGGCCUCGAUGGGUCGUUCCGGUCGGUUCGGGCCGUUAGCGCUGCACGGUUUUAUUUUUUUAUCUAUUUUUUUAGAGACAAAUAAUAAUAAAAAAAACACUGAAAUAAAUAAAACAAACUAUGAAAAUGAAUAAAUAAUAAAAACUGUACAUUUAGAGAUGUUUAUGGUAAAGCUGAUUUGUUGGAAAAGGCUAUUUUGGAAAUAUAAAAAGACAAGAGGUCAAUUUCUUAAUUUCUUUUUGUUUUCUUUUUUUUUGUUUGUUCUUUUCUUUUUGGUUUUAAGGGGGCGGGGUUUAGGCAGGUAAAAUUUACUGAGAUUUUUCCACUAUGUUUUUUGUUUGUUUGUUUGUUGCGGUGAUGCUUUGUUUUGUGGGUUUUUUCAUGUUUUGUUUUCUCAGCAGGCUGAGUGAGUGAGUGUAAAUGUGUGAGCUGUUCCUUUAAGGGCCCAAUCCCAUUUCUCUUUUGGUACCCUACCACUUGUUUUUUGUUUUUUAGAGUUAUAAGAGAAAGCACUAAAAUGCUGACCUUAAUAAAAAAAUUGGAACAAUUCCCUUUGCUAUUUAUAGGUUUAUGUUUGAGUAAAAUGAACAUUGUUGUUUUAUUCUAUAAACUACAGACAACAUUUCUCCCAAAUUACAAAUAAAAAAUAUUCUCAUUUAGAGCAUUUAUUUACAGAAAAU